Molecule: messenger RNA, 2915 nt
Organism: Amyelois transitella
Lineage: Eukaryota; Metazoa; Arthropoda; Insecta; Lepidoptera; Pyralidae
Gene: Hrb27C
Product: heterogeneous nuclear ribonucleoprotein 27C
Exons: 10
Coding region: 200-1594 (464 amino acids)
Molecular function (GO): RNA binding
Source: RefSeq, a predicted model, not a curated record
UAUUUGUAAUAUUUGCUAUUAAUUAUACAUUUUAAAUUAAAAGAAUAAUUAAAAGUGAAAGUGACAACUUCCUUUUUCGAUGACUUUUUUUUGAGAAAGCGGAAGUGGUUGGUCCGCCAUAAUCGUUCGUGUGGGUCUGUGCUUGUGUGGUUAAGGUUUCUUACCGGUGCCAAUAAUUAUUUUUAAUUAGUAGUAAGUUAUGCGUAUGAAUCCAGACAUGGACGAUGACGAGAAGGGAAAAUUAUUCGUCGGUGGGCUAUCAUGGGAAACGUCGCAGGAGAACCUGCAGCGCUACUUCUCACGAUACGGCGACGUGAUCGACUGUGUCGUGAUGAAGAACAGCGAGUCCGGGCGGUCUAGGGGAUUCGGCUUCGUCACCUUUGCUGACCCUACCCUGGUCAACAUGGUGUUGCAGAAUGGACCGCACCAGUUGGAUGGAAGGACCAUCGAUCCAAAGCCAUGCAACCCGCGCACCCUGCAGAAACCCAAGCGUGGGGGCGGAUACCCUAAGGUAUUCCUUGGAGGUCUCCCGUCCAACAUCACAGAGACAGAUCUUAGGGUGUUCUUUGGCCGCUACGGCAAGGUGAUGGAGGUGGUCAUCAUGUAUGACCAGGAAAAGAAGAAAUCUAGAGGUUUUGGCUUCCUGUCAUUUGAAGACGAGCUCUCCGUCGAGAGAGUGACACAGGAGCACUUCAUUAACCUCAAUGGAAAGCAGGUGGAGAUCAAGCGCGCCGAGCCCCGCGACGGCUCGGGCAAGCUGGGCUCGGGCGGCGGCGGCAUGGGCGGCGGCAUGAGCGCGCCGGGCGACGCGCCGCAGGCCGGCCAGUGGGGCCCGCCCGCGGCCCCGAUCAACAUGAUCCAGGGGCACAACGGGCAGAUGGGCGGCCCCCCCAUCAACAUGCCAAUGGCGGGCCCUAACAUCAUGCAAGGGUACCAAGGCUGGGGGACCUCCCCCGGGCAGACGUCGUACGCGGGCUACGGCGCGGCCGGCGCAGGCGCGGGCCCCGGCAACUACCAGGGCUGGGGCGCGCCGCCCGCGCCGCAGGCGCCGCCCCACGCGCCCGCCUGGCCCGCCACCAACAACUACACGCAGCAGCCGCCGGCGCAGGGCUACGGCAGCUAUGCUAACUAUAGUUCUGCCCCAGCCGGUGCGUCAGCAGGCGGCAGCUGGACAAAUUGGAACAUGCCGCAGAAUUCUAACUCUACCGGUUCUGGAUCGUACGUGCCGCUGUCGGAGGGCGGCGAGAUGUACGGGCGCGGCGGCGGCGCGGGCGGCACGUCGGCGCCCGCGCUGUCGGGCGCGCUGUCGUCGGCGGCGCUCAGCAAGUCGUCGUCCGCCGACUACUCCACCUACCAGCAGUACCCGCCCGCCUACCAGCAGGACCAGGGCUCCUCGUACGGCGGCGGCGGCUCGCGCGCGUACGGCGCCGGCUCCGACUACCACGCCGCGCCCGCCACGCAACCUCCAGGUGACGAUUAUGAAUACACCGGAGGCUCGGGCGAUGGAUACCAAAGGUCAUCGAAACGGAGCUACCACGGCACUUCUUCAAGCGGCACUGCAUCGGCAUCUUCUUACCAUCCCUAUAGGCGUUAAUAAUUGAACGGCGAACUUUCACAACUUAUGCGAGCCUGCUAUUUCAUCGUCAAAUAUUAUUGUCUGUCUGUUUAUUUUGACUAUUUUAAUAUUUAAAAUGUCCAUACUUCUACAAACGAAACAGACAAUUUAUUUGACUUAUAAAACAUCUUAGAAACUAUUUUGGUAGGGUAAGUUUUCUUACUGCUGGCAACAAUUUUACAAUUAUUUUUAAAUUUGCGAUUCCCGCCGUUUAUCCAUUCACGUCAAACUGUACGUACUUGUAUAUUAUUGUAACUUUUAACGAAUGCAAUCAUUGAGUUUGUAAAUGGUUUUUUUUUGGCGAAAAGAAGUGUGUGAGAAACGGUACAUAUCAUGUAUCCCAAUGUAUUUUUGAUAUAUUUUUAUUGACAAAGUUUUAUUUGGCAGCUGUUUUGACUUUGAUGUUGCCAUUAACGUAAAGGCAAAAUUUGACCAAACAUUUUCGAAAACGCGGAUUUGGUGAUUUUCUUACACACUUAUUUUCUGACAUCUUAUUAGAUAGUAGAUUGUUUUUCUUUCUUUUGGACAUAUUUGCGUAGUAUGGGAUGAUAUUAACCGAGAAUAUAAAAAUUUUAAGUUGUAACCAUCCAUGCAAAUGAUAUAAGUAUUUUUUGCAGUAGUUGAUCAUACGAAGAGAAUGUAUUGAAUUUAUACAGUCAUGUUUUAGAUAUUUUGCUGUCUUCUGACAGUAUAAUUUAUACAUGUUAAUAAUGGAAUUCUCUUACCUUAUGAAGUCAGUUUAAUUUAAGCCGUCGCAAUAUUGUAAAUUACAUAGGACUUUACGGGUAUACAGACGCCUGAGAGAAUCAAACUGCGUUAUACCUACUGAGUAACUUGCACACAUAGAAUUUGAAAAAGGGACGACCUGGAUACAACGUAAUAAAAGAGAUGUUAUUUGACACCUAAAUUUUACACACACAAACUUAAAAAAAUUGUUCACGUUCGAUCUUUAUCUUAAGUAGGUACUACAUUGCACUUAUUUUUAUGUAAUUACGGUUGUGUUUAUAGAACAAUAUUAAUCAACUAGGGCUUUGAUUUGUGGUCAUGGUUGUAAGUAUUCAUAUUCUCACAUAAAUUUAGUAAAAUCAUUUAUAAUCGUACCAUUUUGAGGUUGCAUUUAUGAGGUAAAUCACAGUGUAAUAGCGAAUAACUUCAGUUUUUAGCGUGCGUAAUCUUGUUUUGUGAUGCUUCCCUUAUGCUCAAUUUCAUUCCUCCAAAUCUUACGUAUUCAAAUGUUUUUUUUAUGUUUCGAUUCUUGACACUUGUAUUUUUACUUGAAUAAAAGUACUACUAAUUUUAA